AAAUUAGCUGCAAGCCCGGAAAGAUGGCAUCAAGAAGGCUCCAAAGGAGAGUGUCAUUCAGCAAGAAGAAGAAGAAGCUUCACAUUCUGCAAUCUCUUACAAACUCUAAAUCAGUGGGGAGCAGCUCUAUUAUCAUGGAUGCUUUUAUGUACAUCCACAGGUUGAAGAUCCAGCUAGAAGAACUCACAAGAGAAUAUUUCCACCUCUUGAACAUUAUCCAAGAAGUGAAAGUGGAUAAGGUGCAUGGGAGGAGAUUUAUGGUGACAGUGAGGUGCAAGAAAGUUGAAGAUUUACUGGUGUCAAUCUUGGAGGCCUUUGAAGAGAUGGAUAUUAGUGUUGUUGAAGCUAGGGUUUCCUGCAACUAUUUCUUUGCCAUGGAAGCCAUUGUUGAGGCUGAGGAAGGUCAGCAAGGAUUGAUUGCAGAGGCUGUAACUCAAGUAAUUCAAAAGGCAAUUCAGAGGCAAAGUGAAAUAGGGACAUGUCAACUUCAAAACUACUUUGCUGUUCCUAAAGCUAGUUGAAACUAAAAUCUAAAAAGUAGUAAUAAGAUACUAAAGUUUUUUUAUUUUAGGGUUAUUUUCAUAUUUUUAAUCUAUUCCCUGCUUGUCAAUUCCUUUAUGGAGGAAAGUUUUUCAUGUGUCCAAAUCAUAUUUGUCUU
Messenger RNA from Ipomoea nil (Japanese morning glory), 658 nucleotides. RefSeq lists its product as uncharacterized. Gene Ontology annotation, biological process: regulation of DNA-templated transcription. The transcript is spliced from 3 exons. Gene Ontology annotation, molecular function: DNA-binding transcription factor activity; sequence-specific DNA binding. NCBI's taxonomy places the organism in Eukaryota, Viridiplantae, Streptophyta, Magnoliopsida, Solanales, Convolvulaceae. Gene Ontology annotation, cellular component: nucleus. The coding region runs from base 24 to 521 and encodes 165 amino acids. The record is from RefSeq and is a predicted model, not a curated record.